CCGAGCGCGGGCUGAGGGAGGAGGGCGGCGACUGGAGAGCGGCGAGCGGCGCGGGACCCGGAGCCUCUUUCACUUUUUCCCUCCCGAGUGCCCCCUCCCACCCCUCCCACUCCACACACACCCUGUUUGCCCGUGAGCCUGGGGAACUUGCAGCUUAAAGCCAGCCACCCCCACGGCAACAUGUACCCCAGCAACAAGAAGAAAAAGGUGUGGAGAGAGGAGAAAGAACGUUUACUGAAGAUGACCUUAGAGGAGAGGCGCAAAGAAUACUUAAGGGACUAUGUUCCCCUGAACACCAUUCCAUCGUGGAAGGAGGAAAUGAAAGGCAAGAGCCAAAAUGAUGAAGAAAGUACUCAGGAAACAUCACAAGUGAAGAAAAGUUUGAGUGAAAAAGUUUCUCUCUAUAGAGGUGACAUCACAUUGCUAGAGGUAGAUGCCAUAGUCAAUGCAGCAAAUGCCAGUCUUCUUGGAGGAGGUGGUGUGGAUGGCUGCAUUCAUAGAGCAGCUGGCCCCUGCUUGCUAGCUGAAUGCCGAACCCUGAAUGGUUGUGAGACGGGACAUGCGAAAAUCACCUGUGGUUAUGACCUCCCUGCAAAGUGUGAGUACAACUUUUGA
Lepus europaeus (European hare) is the source of this 615-nucleotide messenger RNA. RefSeq names its product ADP-ribose glycohydrolase MACROD2-like. NCBI's taxonomy places the organism in Eukaryota, Metazoa, Chordata, Mammalia, Lagomorpha, Leporidae. Bases 181 to 615 code for a protein of 144 amino acids. The record is from RefSeq and is a predicted model, not a curated record. Gene Ontology annotation, biological process: peptidyl-glutamate ADP-deribosylation; purine nucleoside metabolic process; DNA damage response. Gene Ontology annotation, molecular function: ADP-ribosylglutamate-[protein] hydrolase activity. The transcript is spliced from 5 exons. Gene Ontology annotation, cellular component: nucleoplasm.